GGGCCUGUUCAUCAUUGAUCCAAACGGCGUGGUGAAGCACAUGAGUGUGAACGACCUGCCGGUGGGCCGCUGUGUAGAGGAGACCCUCCGUCUGGUGAAGGCCUUCCAGUUUGUGGAGACCCACGGCGAAGUGUGUCCGGCCAGCUGGACCCCUGACUCCCCAACGAUCAAACCAACCCCACACGGAUCCAAGGAGUACUUUGAAAAAGUCAACUGACCAAAGUUCACAACGCUCUCAGCUUAAAAACAGUGAAUGGUAGAAAUCUGAAAACAAAUGAAACACUCUUAGUUUACAGUUUGUAAAGUUGUAUUUACUCAUACACAGCUGAAUAAACAAAUAAAUCGAUUCUCUCUCAGAACGACA
Messenger RNA from Lates calcarifer (barramundi perch), 364 nucleotides. RefSeq names its product thioredoxin-dependent peroxide reductase, mitochondrial. The record is from RefSeq and is a predicted model, not a curated record. NCBI's taxonomy places the organism in Eukaryota, Metazoa, Chordata, Actinopteri, Centropomidae. Gene Ontology annotation, cellular component: mitochondrion; cytosol. Gene Ontology annotation, biological process: hydrogen peroxide catabolic process; response to oxidative stress; cellular response to stress. Gene Ontology annotation, molecular function: thioredoxin peroxidase activity.